UGCGCAUGAUUUGUGAUUGAGAGCAUUGUUUUUUGAAAAAGUAAAGCCGAUGGAUAGAAUGUUGUGAAUCUGCAGCUAGAAAAUAUAUAUGCUAUUUACAUUUCUUAAAUUAUUUUGUUAUAUACCUUCAUGGGUUGUGGUAUGUGUACGUAGAUCAUUUUUCUAAAAUACAAGAUGGAGCCACAGUCACAUCGGCUGAGAGUAAGUGGUAAACAUGAUAAAAGUAUUGCUGGUUUAUACGACAUGGAAACCUCCUCACUUGGUUCGGGUCAUUUUGCUGUUGUCAAACUUGCUCGUCAUGUUUUUACUGGAGAAAAAGUUGCUGUUAAAGUUAUAGAUAAAAGUAAACUAGAUGAAGUUGCUAAAGCUCAUCUAAAACAAGAAGUGGAUUGUAUGAAAUUAGUUCAACAUCCAAAUGUUGUUAGGUUGUACGAAGUUAUUGAUACACAAUCAAAAUUAUACCUUAUUCUUGAAUUUGGGGAUGGGGGUGAUAUGUACGAUCAUAUAAUGAAUCAAAAUGGAAUUACUGAGGAAAAGGCUCGACACUAUUUUAAGCAAAUUGUGUCGGCAAUAGAUUAUUGUCAUAAACUUCAUGUUGUUCAUAGAGACUUAAAACCGGAAAAUGUUAUAUUUUUCAAAUCACAAGAUUUAGCUAAAUUGACUGACUUUGGAUUUUCUAAUAAUUUUCUACCUGGAGAAAAGUUAUAUACUUCAUGUGGCUCUUUAGCCUAUUCUGCACCUGAAAUACUCUUAGGCGAUUCUUAUGAUGCACCAGCUGUAGAUGUCUGGUCUCUUGGUGUGAUAUUAUAUAUGAUGGUUGUUGGUAAAGGCCCAUUUAGCCAUACUAAUGACUCUGAGACGUUAACAAUGAUAAUGGAUUGCAAAUACCAUUUACCUGAUACUUUAUCUGAAGAUUGUAAAAGCUUAAUUUCAAGAAUGCUGGUACGUAAGCCUUCUGAGAGAGCUUCAUUGGAUAGUAUUGUAAACGACAAAUGGGUGACGUGUGGACAUAUUGAGAAAAAGUCUCUGUCCCCUGCCCCUCUGAUAUCAGAAAUUAGUAUAUCAAAAGAAAUACACUUAAAGGUCUUGAAACAAAUGGAGAUUGGAAACGUAGCAAGUAAAGAAGAAGUUGAAAAAUCCUUACAAGAAGAUAAAUAUAACCACACAACUGCGACCUACUUCUUGCUAGCAGAGCGUAUUUUGAAGAAAAGGCAUAACUAUGCUGCACUGCAUGUUAGAUUGGAGCAGAGACACUCUUACCCAUAUGAAUACAUAGCCAAUAGAACAUUGGACCUUGAAGCUAAUUGCAGUACAAUCAGUGAGGAUACUAAUACUGAAACAUCCGAUGUGGAAUACCGUCCACAGUAUCCUAUUGUGAAUGAUUUGACGAAAGAACACUCGAAAUCAGACGAGUGUUUGAAUGAAAACAGCUCGUCAUACACCGAGUUUCAGCUGGCGCCGGCUCCUCGUUCUCAUAGACUGACAUAUCCUUUGUUUGGAAUGACGAAAAGUUCGCCGAAUCUACUCAACGAAAUCACUGAAGAGCAGGAAUCAGAAUUAGAUGAAAGCCCCCGUGGAUCUCCGUUGCUUCAACGCCGUCCAUCGCAACGCCGCCGAACGUACCACAAUUGUCGGUUGUCGCCUAUACACAGUCGGCGAUCGAGUUGUAGUAGUUCUGACGACGACGACAUGUACAUGCUGUCUGAUAAAAGACGUCUUUCUGGUCAGCAUUUGACUUCUGUGACCGUCCCUCGUAACACGUCUCAAUCAAGUAACAAUACCAACUCCGGCCACAACAAAACUACCGAAUCGUCUAAACGAAACGCAUCACACACCGACGACACCAUCAAUGAAGAUAUUUUAAACGAGAAAAUGAUGUCCCUCCUCCAUAGUGAUUUAGAAAACAACAAAAACAUAGAGAACUUGUUACUACCAGAGGUGAACUUAAAGUUAUCCGGAAUUGCGAAAUGCACGUACGGCCGACAUUUUAGCGAUACUAAUCUCACGUCGUAUUCUAUGCAGUUGCAAUUAGCUCUGGCUAAAGGUCAUAAUUUCAAAAACGGAAAGUACCAUAGCAGUAAGUGUUCCAGUGAUACGAAUUUGGUGUCGACGCUUUGUAAGAAGACUUCUCACGUAUUACUGUCAGAUUUUCUAAGAACUAAAGAUUUUUUUAAAUCAUCAAAACGUGGUCGAAAUAGCAGUAAGAACUCGUCUAGUUUAUCGCUGUCAUCGCCAAUUGAAGAGGAGCCUGACGGAAAACCGAGUAAUUUGCCGAGUGAAAACUCUUUUUCAGAUUUACGCGAGGACCAAUUCGGUCCUGGCGACACUGCUCUUGAUUCGACAUCCGGCAAAAACAGCAUUUAUUCAAUUGAUUCAAGUUUGAAAUAUCAUCAGAGUGAUAAGCACAGCGAAGUCGUUGAAAGUAUUAACCUAUCGGAUCAAGUGGGCAUUACUGAUACUAGACUUGAUGGCACGAAAUGUAGUGUACACGCAAACAUAUAUAACCGUACAAAUCCAACAGGAAGUGUUUGUUGUUCCCUUGUGUGAUUUAAACAAACUUGUUUGCACUGUAAGAGCAUAUCAAUAGCAGUCUAGUUAGAUCUUUCGGUCAAAUCUGAUUUGGACCUCCCGUAUAAUUUUUUACAGCUCUUGUGCACUAGAGAUAACAAAGGGCUAAAAUCGUCUUGAAUUACUCGUUUCUGCUACUGCGGUACUACACUUCGUUUAACUAAACUUCAUACGCACUAAAAAAGUAUGGUUAAGGUAAUAACUUUUUACGUUAAUACCCUGGGGUAUACAGUCCCUGUAGCUGGUGCUCUCUUCAACCUCACAAAUUUGCGUUUUGAUUUUGCAUACAUCCCUUUUUAAAUAUUUUUUCAGGGAGAAAGUAACAAUAGCACGAAGAUUAUUUGAUUUUGUUUCUUUUUUGUUCCUAUGUGAGGCUUUGUUUCCUUUUCAAAUCCUCUGUUCUAUAUUUUUUGUCUAUAUGUGGUUCGGAAGUGGUACUUAUAAAAAUAAAAUGCACGUUUUAAAUUAUUUGACCUGAUUGGUUUAUUUUGUAGAGGAGGGUGUUGACGCUGCUUCUCUACAGGUUGUUUUAUCAGGUUUAUUAUGAAAUUGUUAUCAGCGUGCAUGCAUGUGGUUUUUAGUACUUUUAGUACUAGUUUUAAUUAUCAUACAUCUCCUUUCCAGGCUGUCUCAUUGUUAUUUCAUUGACGUUGAGAGACCUGGAAACGAGGUUCGCUUUUUUGUGUUCAUUGUUCAUUAGCUGAAUUUAUGAAAUCUGUAAAUACAUGUUACAAUAUGUUUGAAUCAAUUAUAAUAAUACUAUCCAUCUAUAAA
Molecule: messenger RNA, 3342 nt
Organism: Hydractinia symbiolongicarpus
Lineage: Eukaryota; Metazoa; Cnidaria; Hydrozoa; Anthoathecata; Hydractiniidae
Product: SNF-related serine/threonine-protein kinase-like
Exons: 5
Coding region: 175-2547 (790 amino acids)
Biological process (GO): intracellular signal transduction; microtubule cytoskeleton organization; protein phosphorylation
Cellular component (GO): cytoplasm
Molecular function (GO): ATP binding; protein serine/threonine kinase activity; tau-protein kinase activity
Source: RefSeq, a predicted model, not a curated record